CGUGUGUGCUUGUUACACCUGUUUUCCUCGCCGCUGUGUUCAAAGCAGAGCAAGACGUGCAGAGGCAUUUCCGAUCGUCCCUGCCUUCUUUUCACCCCACAAGCUCCCUUUGAUUACUUCUCGUAGAGUGGACACAUCAUGGCCAUUCUACGAGUCGCGCCCACUCGGGCUCAGCAGGCCUUGAACCUGCUGCGGGCGGUCAAUGCUGGGGCCAAUGCCUGCCCAUGCCAUUCGCACACUCCUGGAGCUCACACCCACGGCCCUGCUCCCAUCAUCAACCCAUUCGCCGGACGGGUGAGGUCUCUCGCCACGCCAGUCGACCACAGCCGACAGAAGGAAUAUGCCUUCGAGGUCGCCGCCUCCAGUGUCCGAUUCGGUCCUGGCUGCACCAAGGAGGUUGGCAUGGAUGUGAAGAACCUUGAGGCCAAGCGCGUCAUGGUCGUCACCGACAAGACCGUCUCCAAGCUCGAUGCUAUGAAGCAGGUCAUUGAGGGUCUGGAGCGCGAGGGCGUCGAGUACAACGUCUACGACCAAGUUCGCGUCGAGCCCAAGGAUUCAUCUAUUCAAGAAGCCAUUGCCUACGCCCGUCCUUACCAACCAGAUCUCUUCCUGGCCGUCGGCGGUGGCAGUGUCAUUGACACCGCCAAGCUCAUGAACCUCUACGUUUCGUUCCCAGAGGCCGAGUUCCUCGACUUCGUCAAUGCUCCCAUCGGAAAAGGCAAACCAAUCCCCGGCAAGCUCAAGCCGCUGAUCGCCGUCCCGACCACCGCAGGUACCGGUUCCGAAACCACCGGCACUGCCAUCUUUGACCUUGUGUCUCGCAAGGCCAAGACCGGUAUCGCCCACCGAAACCUCAAGCCAACCCUCGGCAUCUGCGACCCGAUCAACACGCGCACCAUGCCGUCCGCCGUCCACGCCGCCUCCGGCCUCGACGUGCUCUGCCACAGUCUCGAAUCCUGGACCGCCGUGCCCUACUACGAACGUGUCCCGCGCCCGAGAAACCCCAUCGAGCGUCCCGCCUACCAAGGCUCCAACCCCAUCUCCGACAUCUUCUCCCUGCAAUCCCUGCGCUCCACCGUCAAGUAUCUCCCGCGUGCGGUCAAGGACCCCGAUGACUGGGAGGCGCAGUCCAACAUGUUGCUCGCCGCGACCCUCGCGGGAGUGGGUUUCGGCAACGCCGGUGUGCAUCUCUGCCACGGCAUGUCCUACCCCAUCUCCAGCCAGAACCCGGGCUACAAGCACGCCGGCUACGUGACUAACGUGCCGAUCAUCCCGCACGGUGUCUCCGUCGCCGUGACCGCGCCCGCCGUCUUCAAAUUCACCGCCUCGUACAACCCCGAGCGCCACUUGGCCGCGGCCGAGUGCUUCGGCGUGGACAUCUCGCAGGUGAAGAAGGAGAGCGCCGGAGAGGUCCUCUCCGAGGCUCUGGCGCGCUUCCUGAGCGACCUGGGCGACCAGCCCAGCGGUCUCAAGGCCAUGGGUUUCACCAAGGACCACCUUGAUACCCUGGUGAACGGCACCAUGCCGCAGCACCGUGUGUUGCAGCUUGUGCCUAACUUGGACAACAGCGGUGGCGAGGAGCAGAGGCAGCAGUUGCGGACGCUCUUCGAGGAGGCGAUGGAACAUUAAACGAGUAGUCUUCUCGCAGACCAAGGCGGAUGUCCCAUUAUCUUCUGUCCAUCAGGUGGCCGUUCCCUCAAAGCAUAUUUCGCGACGCCAGGGCGUAGCCAUAUCGUUCAUUUAGGACCAUUGCAUCUCUCAUAGUGUUCAAAUCUGUUUUUACAACUCUGCAGCUGUGAUAUGAAUACAAUUUCCUCGCACCUGGCUUGUCUCUGCAGCGACGGAGAAAUCCGUGGCUAAACUGCAAGCUGACACUACGAGAACUCACGCAUAUUGGGAUGACGCUCCAUCACUACAUGGCAUAGAUGUGCACUGUUUAGUUCUCAUUAAAAUGAACGACUUCGCCAGAAUGCGAUUGAUCGUUUCUCGUAUCGAUCAUUAGAAAAGCUUCACUGAGUGGGACAACCGCCUGUACAACGCCGAAACGCCACUCGACGACCAGAACUUCGCAGCCAGCCGCUCGUAAUCCUCAUAAAGGCGGUGACUGUGAACGA
Molecule: messenger RNA, 2114 nt
Organism: Dissoconium aciculare CBS 342.82
Lineage: Eukaryota; Fungi; Ascomycota; Dothideomycetes; Mycosphaerellales; Dissoconiaceae
Product: Dehydroquinate synthase-like protein
Exons: 2
Coding region: 139-1629 (496 amino acids)
Cellular component (GO): mitochondrion
Molecular function (GO): metal ion binding; alcohol dehydrogenase (NAD+) activity
Source: RefSeq, a predicted model, not a curated record